This is a messenger RNA of Phodopus roborovskii (desert hamster), 1651 nucleotides long. It is a transcript of the gene Tgoln2, whose product is annotated as trans-golgi network protein 2. Lineage: Eukaryota; Metazoa; Chordata; Mammalia; Rodentia; Cricetidae. Bases 1 to 1617 code for a protein of 538 amino acids. Gene Ontology annotation, cellular component: endosome; trans-Golgi network; trans-Golgi network transport vesicle. The record is from RefSeq and is a predicted model, not a curated record. The transcript is spliced from 4 exons.
AUGCCUACGUCUCUCCUCUUGGGUCAAGUGAAGAUAAACCAGAGUAGUAACGGGAAAGACCCGCGCGGAACACGUUUUCGUGCGGAGUGGGAAAAGCACCGCCAGCAACGGAGAAGUUCGAAAACCCGGCGGGCGACGCAGCGAAGCGGCUCCGGGCCGCCAGGGGCGACGCAGCGCCAGCCGGUCGGGACAAGCUCCGCCGCACGAGGGCGAGGGGACGGGGAAGACGCGCGGCACGCCGCCGGAGCUCCGCCGCGGACAGCACGCACGCGCUGGCCCCUCCCCGGGGGCGGGGCUGCGCCGGAAGAGGAGCGGCCCGCCGGAAGGGGAGGGCCCGCGCGCUCGAAAGUCGCUGGCGCCGCUCUCAUGUCAGCAGAAGAGGGCGGAAGCGCGGGCUACAGGAUGCGGUUCCUGGUGGCGUUGCUGCUGCUAAGUGUCGCAGUGGACAGAGCUGCGCCGCUGCCUCGUAAGCCAAACGGCAACCCGGGUGACGAUCAUCCUCCGGCUCAGCCUUCGAUGGAAAAAGACUCCAGCCAGACUCCCUCGUCCCCGCCUCCAAAGAAGGAAGCGGCUUCUAAGCCGGGAGAGCCUGGCGGCCCGACGGGGCAGGAGCAGCAGCCCACUAAGGUAGAACCAGACCAGCCGCUGGGGUCGACUACGGCAGCAGUUGCCAGUUCGGCGGGAUCUGGACAGCAGGUCGCUGCAGCCAAUCCCCCCAACGGAGGGUUGGAUAAUCCCCCAAAUCAUCCCGAGACAGCAAACACCAAGUCAACGGGAACUGUACAGCAGCCCCCGCCACCCGAUCCCAAACCGGAGGAAUCUGGUCAGAAGCCCACAAAAGAUGAUUCGGACAAGCACACAGAAGAUUCGGACAAGCACACAAAAGAUGAUUCGGACAAGCACACAGAAGAUGAUUCGGACAAGCACACAGAAGAUGAUUCGGACAAGCACACAGAAGAUGAUUCGGACAAGCACACAAAAGAUGAUUCGGACAAGCACACAAAAGAAGAUUCGGACAAGCACACAAAAGAUUCGGACAAGCACACAGAAGAUUCGGACAAGCACAAAGAAGAUUCGGACAAGCUCAUCUCCAAACCUUCAGAUAAGGAGACCGAGCUAGCUGGAAAAGGACAGAAACCGACUAUUACUUCCAAAGCUGAGUCUGGGGAGAGACCAGCAGGGGACUCUGACUUCUCUUUAAAGCCAGGGAAGUCUUCAGAGCCUCCUGAAGCUGUGGAAACCAAGGACACUGAAGAGGGUGAUACGGAGCCGGAAGAGGGAUCGCCGCUUGAAGAAGACAAUGAAAAGGCGUUGGACCCUUCCUCCAGUGAGAACCGAGAGGGGACGCUUAGGGAGUCUUUGAAUGACGAGAAGGGUGACUCUUAUAAGGACAGUUCCGGAAGCACCGGUGCGGAGAGCAGCCACUUCUUUGCAUAUCUGGUGACCGGAGCUGUUGUUGUUGCUGUCCUCUAUAUUGCUUACCACAACAAACGGAAGAUUAUUGCUUUCGCCCUCGAAGGAAAAAGAUCCAAAGUUACUCGGAGGCCAAAGGCCAGUGACUACCAGCGUUUGAACCUAAAGGUAAGGAAGGAGGAGUCAGGUCUUGGGGUGAUGUGAAACGUCAGUUGGGCCCAGCAGUUGUCAUUGUCCC